UGUUGUUUUGUGUUCGGUGAGCGGUGGUACCUGCCCCCCCCCCCCUUUCUAUGUUGUCAAUCUUCUAACUAUAUUCCGUUAUUUUUUUUCAAUUAGUAUAUACCUUUUCCAAACUAACAUGUCUUCUUUUGCGCCGUCUUCCAAGAAAGCGCGCAUAACUUCAAACAAUGGAGCUCAAAAUGGCGAGUUUUUCACAGGGAUAUCUAAGAUAAAAUACAAGCCUGAUGCUGGUGCAACUGAUGUUUUGUGCUUCAAGCACUACAACCCCACAGAGGUUGUAUUUGGAAAAACAAUGGAGGAAUGGUGUCGCUUUUCUGUGUGCUACUGGCAUACAUUUAGAGGAACAGGUGCAGAUCCAUUUGGUUUCCCAACCUUGACCCGACCUUGGGAUGAUGGCUCUAACAGCUUGGAAAAUGCCAAGAGGAGGCUGAGAGCAGCUUUUGAAUUCUUUACAAAACUUGGAGUGAAGUACUGGACUUUUCAUGACAGAGAUGUUGCUCCAGAGGGGGAAACCCUUGCUGAGACUAAUGCCAAUCUGGACGAGAUCACAGAUCUUGCCUUACAGCUUCAAAAUGAGACAGGUGUGAAGUUACUUUGGGCAACAUGCAACCUCUUUGCCAACCCAAGAUACAUGAAUGGAGCAGCAAGUAAUCCUGAUGCUCAUGUGUUGGCAUAUGCUGCGGCCCAAGUGAAGAAAGGCUUAGAAAUUGCCAAGAAGCUCGGAGCUGUUAAUUUUGUGUUCUGGGGUGGCAGAGAGGGAUACCACACUCUACUCAACACAGAUAUCAAGAGAGAGCUGGACCACAUGGCAAGCUUCUUUAAGAUGGUUGUGGCUUACAAAGAGAAGAUAGGAUUUACCGGCCAGCUGUUGAUUGAGCCAAAGCCUAAAGAACCAACGAGACACCAGUAUGACUAUGAUGCCCAAACUGUUAUUGGAUUUUUGAAGACAUACGGACUGGACCACCAUUUCAAGUUGAAUAUCGAGCCAAACCACACAACCUUGGCUGGACACAGCUAUGAGCAUGACAUUGUCCUAGCAUCCAAGGUGGGUAUGCUGGGCUCAAUUGACGCAAACACAGGAUCUCCAGAUCUGGGAUGGGACACUGACCAAUUCCCUAUGAAUGUCAAGAAUUGCAUGUUCAUCAUGAAGGCUAUCAUUGAGCAGGGGGGGCUCGCACCUGGAGGGCUUAACUUUGAUUGCAAGGUCCGCCGGGAAUCCACAGACAUAGAGGAUAUGUUCAUAUCACACAUAGGUGCCAUGGAUACUUUAGCACGAGCGUUGAGAUGCGCUGCUACGUUGAUUGAAGAGGGGAAAAUGUCAGGACUUGUCAAGGAGAGGUAUUCAAGCUUCGACUCUGGCAUUGGCUCUAAAAUCGAGAAAGGACUUGCUACACUUGAAGAGCUCGAGAACUUCGUAAUGGCGAAUGGUGAGCCGCAGCUUUUGUCCGGAAAACAAGAGAAAUACGAAUCCAUUCUGAAUCACUAUGUUUAAAAAGCUGACCUUCCUUUUUAACGAAGUAAAAAGAGAAAAAGCACGA
Molecule: messenger RNA, 1538 nt
Organism: Nematostella vectensis (starlet sea anemone)
Lineage: Eukaryota; Metazoa; Cnidaria; Anthozoa; Actiniaria; Edwardsiidae
Product: xylose isomerase
Exons: 15
Coding region: 119-1492 (457 amino acids)
Biological process (GO): carbohydrate metabolic process
Molecular function (GO): xylose isomerase activity
Source: RefSeq, a predicted model, not a curated record